Halteromyces radiatus is the source of this 1481-nucleotide messenger RNA. RefSeq names its product histidine kinase-like ATPase. Gene Ontology annotation, molecular function: ATP binding; ATP-dependent DNA damage sensor activity; mismatched DNA binding. The transcript has 8 exons. The coding region runs from base 95 to 1237 and encodes 380 amino acids. NCBI's taxonomy places the organism in Eukaryota, Fungi, Mucoromycota, Mucoromycetes, Mucorales, Cunninghamellaceae. Gene Ontology annotation, biological process: mismatch repair. Gene Ontology annotation, cellular component: MutLalpha complex. The record is from RefSeq and is a predicted model, not a curated record.
UUUUUCUUUCUCUCUCUUUUUUUUUUUUUUUUUUUUAUUUAUUUAUUUAUUUAUUUAUUUACUUCGUUUUCAAUCUGAAUCACUUUAUCAUUCCAUGUGUCCUAUUCUUGCUCUGGAUAGACAUACAAUCAGUAGCAUUCAUUCUGGACAAGUCAUAACAAGUAUCGAAUCAAUAGUCAAGGAAUUGCUAGAAAACUCAUUGGAUGCCAAAGCCAACAAUAUUGAUAUACGACUAGUGGACGAUGGUUUAGACACGGUAGAGAUUCGAGACGAUGGUUCGGGGAUCACAAAGACUGACUGUUGCAAUAUGGCUAGACGACAUCAUACUUCAAAACUAACGACUUUUUCUGACUUGGACAAUAUUUCAACUUAUGGAUUCAGAGGUGAAGCUCUUAGUUCUAUCUGUGAAUUAGCUGAAGAAGUAUAUAUUACAACUAAGACUGAACAAGACAAAGUGGCUACGUGUUACAAACUCGAUCGGAAAGGUGGCAUAAAAAGCGAAAACACUGCUGGAACAAUGUAUCGUUCUGGAACCAUGGUAUCAAUUCACCGACCAUUUGUCAAUUUACCAGUACGACGACAGGUUGCAGAAAAAGCUAGAACAAUCUCUAUUAAGCGGAUUCAAGAAUUAGCAAUUAAAUAUGGUUUAUCUCACCCUUUCCUUCGGUUAUCACUACAUCAACUACAUAGUACUCUUGGUCAACUACGGAAACAACCAACUUGGGUUAAACCUAGUACAUCUAGUCUACUUGAAGGUGUCCGCAUCAUAUAUGAUUCUACCUUGGCUUCAAUGGUGGAAGAAUGCUCCUUGGAAGAAAGUUUUGAUCAACAACUGGAACCUGAUGUAACAUCAUCACCGCAACCGAUACGAUUACAUUGUCUUUUACCUUCAAAAUUAUCAGAUCCUUCAUAUAUCUUCAAAGGCGAUCGUGUAUUUAUAUAUGUUAAUAAACGUCCUAUCAAUUAUGCCAAAUCUGAUCUAAAGGAAAUGGUGGCUAUGGUUCGUCGACGGUACAAACGAACCCUCGAUCUUGAUGAUGAUGUCAGAAAAGUUCCAUUUAUGUACAUUGAUGUCCAAACUGGUUUUGGUGACUAUGAUGUGAAUAUUGAACCUGACAAAAGCGUUGUGAUGCUUCUCCACAAAGAUCGUAUUUUGACUUUGUUUGAAGAUCUCCUUGAUAGAAUCUAUGGCUCCUUUUUCUCCCAAAAUCGUCAAAACGAAGUUCUUGAAAAGUAAGGAAUGAAAAGACAGUCCAAUAUUGUAUAUUAAUUAUAUAUUUGAUUCAUACUUGUAAUACUAUAGUACCUCCUAUCGCGAUGACAAUACGUAUCAAGAAGUGCCUUCCCAAUCUCCUAGAGUCAUUGAUUUUGAUCAUGCUCAAUCACCAACUCCUCACCAUAUACAGUCGUCAACAGGAUUUGAAAAUCAAUAUAAAGGAGAUUAUAUUGAUGUUAUUCCCCCAGCAACCCACGCCUUGAUC